Ceratitis capitata (Mediterranean fruit fly) is the source of this 1130-nucleotide messenger RNA. RefSeq names its product serine hydrolase-like protein. Lineage: Eukaryota; Metazoa; Arthropoda; Insecta; Diptera; Tephritidae. The transcript is spliced from 2 exons. Bases 44 to 1066 code for a protein of 340 amino acids. The record is from RefSeq and is a predicted model, not a curated record.
UAAAUAAAUAAAACUCUGCACGCACAAACGAAGCUAAAAAAAUAUGUCUGAGACAAUGCCACGUGAGUACGAGGACGUACGCAUCUCUGUGCCCUGGGGCCACAUUGCUGGUCGCUGGUAUGGCGAACGUAACCUACGUCCAAUACUCGCCAUACACGGCUGGCUCGACAAUCUCGGCACUUGGGACACUCUCAUACCGUUGCUACCGCAGCACAUUGGCAUAUUCUGCAUAGAUCUACCCGGUCACGGCUGCUCUUCACAUUACCCCAAAGGCAUACCGUAUCAUGGCAUCGACUAUGUAAAUGUGAUUAUACGUGUAAUGAAGGAAUAUAAGUGGCAAAAGGUCUCGCUGCUGGCACAUUCACUCGGUUCGAUAGUCUGCUUUACCUACGCUUCGCUUUAUCCACGCACAGUAGACAUGCUAAUAGCCGUGGAUGCAAUUAAAGGCAUCAACCUGCCACCAGAGUAUCAGUUGAAGCUAUUACGCACAAGUGCCGAGAAAACAUUAGUGGAGGAUGAACGUACGGAGAAGUCGAUAAUGUACGAGCCACCUUCGUAUACGUACGAACAAUUAAAGCAAGUGUUAUACGAGGGCUCAAAUAGAUCGGUUGAUAUUGAUAACUGUAAAUACCUGUUAAAUCGUAAUGUCACGAAAUCUAUAAAAUUCCCUGAAAAAUAUUUUUUCUCACGUGAUGGCCGCUUAAAAUAUUAUAUUCCCUUACCAACGCAGCCUGCGCUGAUCUUGGAAAUGGCAAAGCGCAUCAAAAAUGUGCCGUAUUUGGUAAUAAAAGGCUCGUUAUCGAAUUUCAUUGGUGAGGAUUCGAAUGAAGUGAUUGCGGUGCUGCGUCAGAAUAAUCGACAUUUUGAAUUUCACGAAAUCGACGGGACUCAUCAUGUGCAUUUGAACAAUGCGGCGGAAUGUGCAGCUGUGAUAAAUCCAUUUAUAAAUGCCCACCGGCCGGCCAUGCCGAAUACUUGGGCCGUUGAUGAUGACGACGGUGUGGCGAAGAAGCGUAAUAGAAAUGGCGCCCGGGAACGCUUUCGUUGGCUUAGAAGUAAGCUGUAGUCGCUAAGGAAUAUUAUAAUUAAAGAGAGAAACUAAAAGUAUUUUUUUUGUGAGUGUUUGUAAA